AAACUAGUUUCAAAUCGCCAAAAUACGAGGAUUUGACCGGUGAUUGCAGAAGGCGGGAAAGGGGAUUCUGCAGCCAUUGCUCUUCGAAAUCUCUACCAAGUUCAAGCAAACCCUCUCUCCACCUACUCCAAUCCGAGCAACCAUGGAGAGAAUCAACGUCGCAGUGAGAGCAAGACCUCUGUCGUCGGAAGAUGCCAAGAGCAGUCCUUGGAGAAUCUCCGGCAACUCGAUCUUGUUCGCAAACCCUACCACCAAGUUUGAAUUCGACCGGAUUUUUAGUGAGGACUGUAGAACUGUGGAUGUUUAUGAGUCAAGAACUAAAGCUAUUGUUUCAGCAGCUAUUGGUGGAUUCAAUGGCACUGUUUUUGCAUAUGGACAAACAAACAGUGGCAAAACACAUACAAUGCGUGGGUCUAGUGUUGAACCAGGAGUCAUCCCUUUAGCAGUACAUGAUCUAUUUGACAAGAUACAACAGGAAACGGAUCGUGAGUUUCUUUUAAGGAUGUCGUACAUGGAGAUCUACAAUGAGGAAAUCAAUGAUUUGUUGGCACCAGAACACCGAAAGCUGCAAAUCCAUGAAAGCAUUGAGCGUGGCAUAUUUGUUGCUGGCUUAAAAGAAGAAAUUGUUACUAGCCCAAAACAAGUGCUUGAAUUUAUGGAUUUUGGUGAAGCUCAUCGUCAUAUUGGGGAGACAAAUAUGAAUUUACACAGCAGUAGGUCUCAUACCAUUUUCCGCAUGAUUAUUGAGAGCAGGGAUAAAGUUGAAGAUGAAUUUGCAGAGAGCUCAUGUGAUGCUGUUCGUGUAUCUGUUUUGAACUUGGUGGACCUUGCGGGUUCAGAAAGAGCUGCAAAGACUGGUGCAGAAGGUGUUCGCUUGAAAGAGGGGUCCCACAUCAACAAAAGCUUGAUGACACUUGGAACUGUUAUUAAAAAGCUAAGUGAAGGUGCUGAGAGUCAAGGGGGUCAUGUUCCCUAUCGAGACAGCAAACUCACACGUAUUUUGCAGCCUGCACUUGGUGGAAAUGCAAAUACAGCCAUCAUCUGUAACAUUACCUUGGCACAGAUUCAUGCUGAUGAGACUAAAAGCAGCCUUCAGUUUGCAAGCCGAGCUUUACGUGUCACUAACUGUGUUCAUGUGAAUGAGAUUUUGACAGAUGCUGCUUUACUAAAGCGCCAAAAGAAAGAAAUCGAGGAGCUUCGAGCAAAGUUACAGGGUUCUCAUUCAGAGCACUUGGGAGAUGAGAUUCUCAACUUGCGGAAUACAUUGUUGCAGAGUGAAUUGGAGAGGGAGCGAAUAGCUCUGGAGUUAGAAGAGGAAAAGAAAGCUCAAGCUGAAAGAGAUAAGAUGCUGCAAAUGCAAGCAAAGAAGAUCCAAAACUUGAGUUCUAUGGUUAUAAGUUCAAGUAGAGAUGAAGUUCCUAAUUAUCACAAGAAGGAAAAGAGGCGUGAUACUUGGUGUCCAGGGAAACUUCCAAAAAAGAUGAUGAAUGAGUUACCUUCCACUAUCCCAACACAAGCUUCUGCAAUGAAACCUGUUAUUAGAAGUGAACGUGAAAGAGGACCACUUCUACCUUUUGAAGAACUAGUAAAUGAUAACACCUCAAAUGCAUGCAAUCAGGAGAGAGAUUGUAAAAGUGUGUCAUUUUUUGACUUUGGUCUUCCAGAUCAAAGAUCACUGAUGCAUGUCACAAGCAGAAAAAAAGCAUCUAACAGGAAAAAAAGCUUACCCAUGGAAAGCGUGGAAUUAACAGAAGUGAAAGCAGAAUAUGAAAAGUUGUUAAUGGAAUUUGAAGCUGAGAGAACAACGAAUGAAAUACAAAUAGACUACUUAACAAGAAGACUUGUGGACACUAGUCAUUGUUUAGAUAAUGAACAGAAGAUUAAAUCCACAUCCGAUACUGAUAAAAGUUCAAUGGAAAUGGAGGCGAAUCUUGUUAUCAAACAACUUCAGGAAAAGAUCUCAGUGUUGGAGAUGGAGAAGGAGAAGGCUUCAAGUUUUCAGAAUUUGGAUUCUGUUGUAGAUUUAGAUACAGAAAAAGAUAAGGAAGCCAUUGAUAAGUAUGAAAAGCUAUACAAAGAGCUUUUGGUUGCACAGGAGGAAGCCCAUUUGGCUCAUCAACAACUUACAUCUUCAAUGGAUGAAGACUCUGAAGCAUUGGCAAAGUUAUCAACAAACAUUCAAGAAAUCACAUUUGAGAUUCAACAGUCAAAGGCCCUUUUUGAGUCUGAACAUUUGCAAAAUCAUAGUGCCCUAUCAGACCUUAUUGCUGAGGUCAGGUCUUUCUCUUCUCAUGACUUUGCUCAAAUAAAAAGACUACUUGCUGACUAUGAAAAAGUUCAUUCUUGCAUGAAAGCCAAAGUAGAUGAACUUGAACGUGAAAAGAUUUCAGUGUUGGAGAUGGAGAAGGCUUCAAGUUUGCAGGAUUUGGAUUCUGUUAUAGAAUUAGAAAAACAGAAAGAUAAGUAUGAAGAGUUAUAUAUGGAGCUCUUAGCUGCAAAGGAGGAAGCCAAUUAUGCUCAUCAACAACUUACUUCUUUAAUGGAUGAGGACUCUGAAGCAUUGGCAAAGUUAUCAACAAACAUCCAAGAAAUUACAUUUGAAAUUCAACAUUCAAAACCUCUUGUUGAGUCUAUCUCUAUCUCUAUCACUUCAAUGAUGGAUGAACAUUUGCAAAGUUGUAGUGCCCUAUCAGACCUUAUUUCUGAUAUUGGAUCUUUCUCUUCCCAUGACAUUACUCAAAUAAAAAGACUACUUGGUGACUAUGAAAAACUUCAUUCUUGCAUGAAACUGAAAAUAGAUGAACUUGAGCAUGAAAAGAUGGAAAAUUUGGAUUCAGAUAAGUAUGCCAGCAAUAAGCAUGAAGAGCUAUACAUGGAGCUCUUGGCUUCACAGGAGGACACAAAUUUGGCUCAUCAACAACUUACUUUAUCAAUGGAUGAGGACUCUGAAGCAUUGACAAAGCUAUCAGCAAACAUUGAAGAAAUUACAUUUGACAUUCAACAGUCAAAAACCCUUGUUGACUCCAUCACUUCAAUGAUGGAUGAACAUUUACAAAGUUGUAACACCCUUAUUGAUGAUGUCAGAUCUUUCUCUUCCCAUGACUUUACUCAAAUGAAAACACUACUUUGUGACUAUGAAAAACUUCAUUCUUGCAUGAAAGCCAAAGUAGAAGAACUUGAACAUGAAAAGCUUCUUAUGUGCAAUCAAUCUGAGGAUCUUCAAAAAAGGCUAGAAGAAGCUUGUUUAAGUGGUGAAAAUUCAUCACGGGCUUUAACAGAGCUUUCUGAACGAUAUGAAACAGAAACAAACGAAUUAAUUACUGAAAUCAGAACACUAGAAAAUGAGAUAGGACAUUUAUCAACUUCUGUUUUGGCUAAAGAGAAGGAAAGCAUGAGAAAAGACCUUGAGAAAACAAAAGUAAAACUGAAAGAAACAGAGUCAAAGCUAAGAAAUACCAUUCAAGAAAAAACAAAGGUGAAAAAAGCAUCUGCAGAGAGAGAAAUAAAACGUUUGCAUAGUCAGAAAAUGAUUCUUGAACGUGAUAUGAACAAACGUGAGUCAAGGCGUGAUUCAGUUCUUGAUAGAAGCUCAAAUAUUUUUGAACCAAGAAAAGGGAAAGGACAUGUUAAUAAUGUUGAUCAGGAAGAGUAUAGAAAACUAGAAGUGCUUGCAUUUGAUAUGGAGAGAACUAUUGUUUCUCUAGAAGAACAAUUAGCAACUGCUAAUGAUGAAAAUCAACAAGCAGUGUUGAGAUCUGAAAGUUUAGUACAAGAAGUUGAAGAAUUAUCUGAUAAAUUAGAGUAUUCAAACUCAGAACUGGAAAGAUUUGAAGAAAUGAUUUCAAGUCUUAGGGCAAACUUGGAAGAAGCAGCAAUUAAAAAUCAGAAUGCAGAUAGCUCUAUUAGUAGGUUGAUGGAGGAAAAGGAAGAAAUGGCUAUGCAACUUACUGAUGCUCUUCUGGCAAUUGAGGAGGAAAGGGCAAUAUGGUCCACCACACAAAAAGCUUCAAUUGAAGCCAUUGAAAGCAAAUCAAAGUCAUACAAUGCUGAGAUUGCUUUGUUAACAGAUAAAAUGUCAGAGGUGAGGAAUGAACUGGAGGCUUGCAGAGAAACAUACAAUAUCAUCAAUGAAAAACUGUCUGUUGCAGAAGAAAAAGUGGAAUUGGAGAAAUCAUGCAGUAUGGAGAAAUCACUUGAAGUUGACCGACUGAAGAAUGAUCUUAUACUGCUUGAUGACCAGAAGAAAACAUCAGAAGAUAAGUUACUGAAUCAAAUUGUUGAGAUCACAAAAGAAAGAAAAGAGUUAGUGGCUCAGAUUGAAGAACAACAACUGCUCAUGGAAAAAUGUAAUGACAAGCUUUUGAAUGCGAAAGCUAAAGUUGAAGAGUUGACAAUGAAGCUAUCCACCUUAGAAGCCAAAACACACUGUGGUGAUAUAGACAAGGCGAAAUUGAGAAUGAGGUUAAAUGGAGCACAAACAAGGUUGGAUGGAAUGAGGGUGAGGUGUAAAGAAGAAAUGGAGGAGAAAGAGUUUAUGAAUAAAAAGUUUGAAGAGGCUACAAAUAAGUUAAAGGAACAGUUGGUAUGUUGUAGAACUGAAAACAUGAACCUUAAAAAGCACCUUCUUCUCAAAGAGUAA
This is a messenger RNA of Lactuca virosa, 4639 nucleotides long. The record is from the annotation of a GenBank genome assembly. Lineage: Eukaryota; Viridiplantae; Streptophyta; Magnoliopsida; Asterales; Asteraceae.